AGAAAAAUAAAUAUGGCCGCCCGGUGCAGCGUGUGUCUUUUCAUGAAAGCGUUAAGAAUUCUUUAAUAUAUGACUAUGUUUAAUUAUUUAUGGUCUUUUUAUAUCAAAAUAUACGUUUCAGAUGUAAAUAAAGUGUAAAAUUAAUUAAUAAUGGCCUCGGUUUUACGACGUUACGGACUUUUAACAAUUCGUCAAUUUCAAUGCUCGAGGUUAUUACAUAAGAACUCGCGGGUAAUAUUUAACAGUUUGCAUUUUGGUACGUUAACAGAUAAUAAAGCGUUAAGUUUGACCCCCGAACAGGAGAUGAACAAUGCAAAUAACGUGGAACAAUUACUUUCUUUUUCUGAUAAGAUAGAUAUUACUGGACGUAGUGCUGUGCAGAUACUGCAGAUGCUAAAUAAAUGGAUAAUAAGUGGGCAAACUAACCUGACAGAGUUUAAUGAUGAUCUGAGGUUCCACACUAUCUGUAAUGUACUAAGGAGAGACUGCCAGAAAAUGACUCAUAAUUCUAUCAUCUUUGCACUUCGUAAUAUGUUAGAAAUGGGAUUGCCUCCGGAAUCUGAUUUAGUGAGAUUUUACGAAAACGAAAUGCUGUGGAAAGCUAGAAAGAUGAAUUUAAAAACUUUGAUUACGUGUAUGAUUGUCCAGAGACGUUACCAGGAGACUGACUUACAAGUCGAAGUGCUGAACAAAGUGGUGCAGGUGAUUCACAAGAGGUGGUUUGAAAUAGCUGACGCGUCCGACGUGAUCAGGUUGCUGCAGAAUUCGGAUCUGCUGGACGAGGAGUUUGUCGACCGAGUCGAAGACAAGCUUCUCGAACUGUUGCGCGAUAUGACUCUGGUGGAGUUGCAUAAGAUUCUGGUGUGUUUUUCUCAGUUGAACCGUCGCCCCACUCCUAUACUUAAAGCCAUAUCUUAUCACGUAAAUCAGAAGAAUGACAAAUUGGAUGCCAAGCAGUUGGUUAACACGUUGUUUGCUUUAAAUGUGUUGUCUUUUCCCGACUCUAUUUUGUUGCAAAAAAUUGAAAAUGAUUUACUAGUAGAAAUUCCAAAUAUAAAUAAACCACAAAUGAUGCUUACUCUAUUGAUUUCAAUUGGUCAGCUUUCUUGGAGAAAUAAAAAUUUAAUAGAAGCUUGCAGCGAUUGGAUGUUGAAAAACUUGAAUCUCUGUCGGCCACAAGAAUUAGCAGCGUAUGUUAUCACUCUGGCAAAAGUGAAUUAUAUUCCUGCCGAAAAGAAGAAGAUUUUUGAUUUGAUUUUACCUCGGCUUUCGGAGAAAACCGUCGAAGUUAAAAGAGUCUGGCUCGAUGUCGUCUGGUCUUUGGCAAUACUAAAAGAGGUGUCGUCUGAACACUUGGCUUCUGUACUGAAACCCUCCUUUUACCAAACAGAAAUUGGAAAUGAUAGUUAUCAGAACAAUAUUUUUCGACUGAAGUUAUUAAACGUCAGAUCCGUUGCAGUCAUUGAACAUCCUCUGGAUCCUAAAUUAAUAACAAUAGAGAAACCAGUAUUCAAAUUCACUCAGAUAAAGAAAAGUGAAGAAAGACAAGUUUCUAACUUGGUUGUCCACGCAUUGAGCGAUUUCAUACCAAUUGGAAAAUACAUGGUUGUAAAUCAGGAUUCAUUAAUGGGAAUUACUAUUGAUGCCGAAUUCAUCGUAGACAAGAACGGAAAGCCACAGCCAAUAGAAAUAUAUGGCACGAGGAGUGGCCUCUCUAAUGUAUGCAAACCGUUGCCUAAUAACCUUCACAGGAUAGCUGUAGUCGUUUGGGAUUUUAAAGAUCUUACGUUGGAUGGCCAGUUAACGGGAAUAAAUUCUUUAUACGUCAGGCUUCUGAAGAAAAUAGGCUAUUCUGUUGUAGAGGUUCCAUACACCGAGUUCAACAAUAAAUUAAAUCCUGUGAAAAAGGUGCAGUACCUUCAAGAUAAAAUAGCCCAAGCCAUUUAAAUUAAGUUCAAUAUUAAAAAGAAAAUUAAUUUUUAUUAACUCUUUUCAUAAAGACAACUCUGUAUAGAAUCUAAAUAAAAGAUUAAAAUAUA
Molecule: messenger RNA, 2039 nt
Organism: Centruroides sculpturatus (bark scorpion)
Lineage: Eukaryota; Metazoa; Arthropoda; Arachnida; Scorpiones; Buthidae
Product: protein TBRG4-like
Exons: 7
Coding region: 151-1947 (598 amino acids)
Biological process (GO): regulation of mitochondrial mRNA stability; mitochondrial RNA processing
Cellular component (GO): mitochondrial matrix; ribonucleoprotein granule
Molecular function (GO): RNA binding
Source: RefSeq, a predicted model, not a curated record